Leptosomus discolor (cuckoo roller) is the source of this 321-nucleotide messenger RNA. It is a transcript of the gene TCIM, whose product is annotated as transcriptional and immune response regulator. Gene Ontology annotation, cellular component: nucleus; cytosol. Gene Ontology annotation, biological process: negative regulation of Notch signaling pathway; endothelial cell activation involved in immune response. Gene Ontology annotation, molecular function: Notch binding. NCBI's taxonomy places the organism in Eukaryota, Metazoa, Chordata, Aves, Leptosomiformes, Leptosomidae. The record is from RefSeq and is a predicted model, not a curated record.
AUGAAAGCAAAGAGAGGCUACAAAACUCCAGCCAUGUCCACAUCCCUGCGAGUGAGCCCCUCGGUCCAUGGCUACCGCUUUGACACAGCCCUGCGCAAGAAAGCCGUGGCCAACAUCUUCGAAAGCAUCAACGAAGAGUCCCUGCAGAAACUCUUCAGAAACUCCGGGGACAAGAAGGCAGAGGAAAGAGCCAAGAUAAUCCUCGCCACCGACCAGGACCUGGAAGAGAAAACGAGAGCGCUAAUGGCACUAAAGCAGAGGCGAAAAGACAAGCUGCUCCAGUUCCUGACGUUUCGGAAAUACUCCAUCAAAGUUCACUGA